Batrachochytrium dendrobatidis JAM81 is the source of this 3416-nucleotide messenger RNA. RefSeq lists its product as uncharacterized. Bases 1 to 3276 code for a protein of 1091 amino acids. The record is from RefSeq and is a predicted model, not a curated record. The transcript has 2 exons. Lineage: Eukaryota; Fungi; Chytridiomycota; Chytridiomycetes; Rhizophydiales.
AUGGCAGAGAGUACUCGCUUGAGAAGCAGCAGACUGCAGCAACUGGAUGCUGAAGCGCAAUUGCAGCAAACUAUCUUGGCUUCAGAUUCGAUUGGCCCUGGUGCAUCUACUGCUGGAACCACUCAAGUCAUUACUGGAACCAAUACUGGAACCAAUACUGGAACCAAUACUGGAGCCAAUGAAGUCGUUACUGGAACCACCGCCAUGACAGGACAUGCUGUUGCUAAUAGAGAUGUUUUGGUUACUAGAACACAUACACUACCAUCUAGCACUCAAAUGCGCUUAAAGGCAGGAUCCCAUACUCGCAAGGCAACUUCAAAUCAUCCUAGCUCAGUCUCGUCUUAUACAACCCCAAGAACAAGCACUCAGUCUUCAGACUCUACCAAUACGGCAGUGGGAUCACUACAACAUCACUGUGGAUCGUUGGAAUUGUCGUCCCAGCAAUCCAAUAAUACUUUUACAACUGCAAUAGUUGAAUCUAAUCUACAAUCUCCAGCUUCAUCCAACCGUACAGCUGAUGCAUUCAAGCAAAUUGAUACGGAAUCAACUCGAAAUGCACCUCCGAGUAACUCAAACACUAAUAGGCUUUUGGAUCUUGACAGUUCCUAUAUGUCAAAGCCUGAAAUUCAUGCUACUAUACCAAUUCUAGAGAAAUCAAAUACUAUUCAGAAAGAAACACGCAAUCCUACCAUUGCUUCUGGCUGCUCAACAACCUCUAUGGAAUCGGAAACUCGACAUUCCAAUGGUCAAAUGCCAACAGGCGUGGCUAGACUAUCCACUUCAAGCUCGGGACUAUCUGCUGGCAUUAAUUCGGAUUCACUGACUGGAGAACAAGUGAAUCACUUGCUUGAAUCAAAUGACACCAAUGAAAAAUCUGAUUCUAUAUCAAAUAUCAAAAACAAACUGCGAUCUCAUGGUCCCUAUGUUCGAAUCUACAGCAGACUUGAUCAACCAGUCACUUUGGGUGCAGCUAAAAAACUUGAUCAUACAUCAAAUACCACUUUUCAUGGAUCAAAAAAAGCCAGCGUUACUAUUCCUCAUUCUGCAACACACCCACAAUCCAACAUGCGUCUUCCGGGAUUAGAUGUUCUAUGUGGAGAUGCCAACGAUUUAUCAGUUCUGGAUGUUUCGUCAACAAAAACAAGUCCGUCAAACGGGUUUUUAUAUCCUGGUAUUAUUCGAACUGCAAAUAAUAUCAAUCGAGUAACUGUAGCUACAGCUAUAAAUCUUCCUUAUUCGACGUCCCCAUCACAAAUGAUACUGGCAAGACCUGUUAUAUCUCGGCAAGGUCCUCGAUAUGCUAGAUCCAGUACUGGUUCUAGAUCCAGUUGCAGCAACAACAAUUCUCGCAACAGUGUUCCAAUAUCUCAUUGGCAAAACAGCACUUUGCGCGAAAACUUCAAGCAUCUUCCUUCAACGAUCCAAGAGUCUGUCAAUGAUCUGCAAUCACAAUACAUGCCAAGAGAGCUUGCUUCUAUGCCAUUACUUCCCUUUUUAAGCAUGUCAAAUUCCCUUCAACUUUAUCUAAAGAUGAAUGUUCUUCAAUCAUCAGAAGGGAUUAUUGGCUGGAUUUCUGGAAGCUUUUUAACACAAAUCAGUCCAUUUAUUACUGCCAUCAAACCACACGCAAGUCAUUCAAUUGGAUCUACUGCUUCUCGUUUAUUUGGAAUCCAUGCCAUUAAAACAUUUGUCAAGUCGCUAUCAUCCUCUGAUUUAGUAACUUACGAUACUCCACAGCCGAUUUCACCCGGCUAUCUUUUAUUAACAAGCUCGUCUAUAUAUAUAUUUCGGCCCUUAUUUUCACUCUUCAACCUCAAGAUUCCAUUGCGUGAUGAACAGACCUCAUAUACAGAUCCAACCAAUCUUUUAGAACUUGUAUGCAAAUUUUCCCAUGUGAAUAUAGCUCGUGUAGAUGUUGGUCCAAGUCGGCAGCAUUUAUGCUUUCAUGUUGUCGAGUCCACCAACAAUAUAUCCACUCCGUCUUUGCUUUCAAAAGUCCCAAGCACAACGUCCAUAACCCCAAACAGCACACCUGAACCCGAUACUCCAACUACAGGGUUUUAUGCCGCAAACGAUAAAGCAGUAGUAAAGCGGGCUUCUAGUAAACCAAAAGUUGUGUCUUGGGUAUUUCUUUCCAGAUCGAGAAUACACACAACUCAGAUUGUUGACUGUCUUACGACAUCUCUUGAUGAAUUGCGAGAAUCACUUCCGAUAGGAAAUACAGUCAAUCAGGACAUUGAAUCUUCAUUGAGAAAUCUUCAAUCCACCGUGUUUCUCCGCAAAGGAUCAAAAAGUGUUGGAAUCCUGCAUUAUGAUGGAGUAUGGAGUUUACCCAAGUCGCCCUUGUCAAUAGCACCUACAGAAGGACAAAGAAGGGGAUCCGCGAUUGUUUGCGAUCCAUUACAUAUCCUUUCAGACGAUGAGCAUGACAAGGCAGCAUUUGCAGAUGUAACCAAGGUGGAUUUUGACUUUAUUCGUGUCUAUCUUCUAGGCUGUUUCUUACGGUAUAUACGCCCCAUUGCUGAAUUAUCUGAGCGUACAGUCAAAAUUGAGCAUAUAUCGAUAAUUGGAACAUCAGAAUACAUCUACAUAACUACCGAACGCUUAGAUGUGUGGCCACCCUUGAUUAUUCCACCCGAAUUUUCGCCACAUGCUUCAACCAAUGCACGCAUCAACAGUGUGCUUCCACAACUUUCACAAAGCUUUGGAGGUAAAGGAAUGGUUGCUGAUAUCGUUUCGCAGUUUGAUCACGUUCUUGGUGUUGGACGGAUGCGGGAUAUUAUUCGUGUAGAGCGUUGGAGGACAUGGAGGAUCGAUAAUGCUCUUGGCUUACCUGGAGAAGCACCGCCUGUAUGUUUUAGUAAUCUUGGAGAAACUUUACAAAAUGGAUUUCUUGGAUUCAUGGGAGUGGAUGCUACACGAGUUGCUCCAGAGGUUCAACAAGGGUGCACCAGCGGAUGGUUUUGGUGGGUACGUAUUGUUUUUGGCGAGCAUCUUCAUCCUGCUGGAGAUCCUUGCGUAUACAAUAGUCCCCAGCCCACCGCUGCACCCGAGUCAAUUCCGUGUUCAACAUCUACAGAGCGUGUUUCCUAUUGGUGGGAUCUUGCCUUUGCAAACCGUGAUGCUGUCGAUGAAUUAUUUGAUGCUAUUAAAGCGGCAUGCAACUUUUCUAUACAAGAUGACAAUCAGUCUCAGACGGCAAACUAUCACUCCUACAUAAACAAUGGAUCAAAUUCACACGAAGUUGGUCCUGUAUUUGUUUUGGGUGAUGAUUAGAUACUGCUAUUUUAUGUUGGUGUAAUUCAGUGCAUUUUGCUUUAUAGUUUUAUUUCAGCGACUGUGGCUAUAUAUCAUCCCCAAUUUACAACCUUUGAAUUGUGUUUUGAAAUAAAGGAUACUAUAUAUAUUCUGCAUUC